AUGACGAAAGCAAACGAAGAUGCAAUACCUGAAGGAGAUUACAAAUAUGUUUGGACCCCUACUUCUAACGUCCCUCUCGACGAUUUUCUCUCAAAAUAUAAGCCUUCUAUGGUCGAAAACGACGGAACAAAGCCGUGGAUUUGGGUUAGGAAAGGAGGGGACACGCGCAGCUUCACCCCGGCCGAUGAAAUUGCCGUUCUAGAGGAGAGCUCUAAGAUUCUGACGGAAAUUACUGACCAGAUUGAGAACAUCAAGAACGAUCCUUCAAUUCCAACAAGGUCGAAUAAGAAGACGGGAGCGAAAAGUAAAAAGGAAGUGCGUGAGGAACUGCAACGCGAUGCUCGGGAAAGGUUCGAAGAGAUAGCUCGGAAAUACAAGUAUCUCUGCGGGAAAUGGUUGAUGUUUGCAUCGACUGAGAAAAUUGAUAUGAUUUGGUCAAGUCUCGCCACUUCAUUAAUAAAUGGUCCCCUUGCCGACACAGAUGCCUUCUGCGCCAAAGUAGCAACCACACCAAGAGAUGCAAAUCCCAACCACCUACAUGUAAUCUGCUUGUACUUUCCUGACGUUUACAACAAAGACGCAGUCACCAAGGCCAUGAAGAUACUGCUCCGCAAUCAUGGCUUCAAUCUAUCCGGAGUCAAGUCUGACAUGUACACACUUCUAGGAAUUGACAGCAAACAUCCUAGUGGUAUACCCUCAACAAUUUGGAAGAACAAAGAUCUCAUGGACGACAAAGAAAUUCAAGCAUUGAAAGAUGCAUUCUUUGCGGAAUUGAAAGGAGGCAAAAGCUCAAUUGCGCAAUCUCCUGACAAAGCCGACCCUAAUGACAAGAAGCCAAUGGACGUCUCUGCUGCUUCGGCAGAUAAGCCUAAGACGAAGAGAAAGCAGAAAGAUAUCUUCGCUUCAGACGACGACGACGACAAUGAUGGUGAGCAGAAAAGGAGGGCCGAGUUGAUGCAAAAGAAAAAGGCUACUGCAGUCAGCAAAAGGCGCAGUGACAAAGACAAAGACAGUGAUGAAGACCAGGAGAAGCCUAAACGAAAGGCUGCAAGGAGGUCGUAA
Messenger RNA from Lentinula edodes (shiitake mushroom), 1062 nucleotides. RefSeq names its product translation initiation factor eIF 4e-like domain-containing protein. Lineage: Eukaryota; Fungi; Basidiomycota; Agaricomycetes; Agaricales; Omphalotaceae. The record is from RefSeq and is a predicted model, not a curated record. The transcript is spliced from 12 exons. The coding region runs from base 1 to 1062 and encodes 353 amino acids.